CCACAUGAAUCUAUUUUCUUCAGAGUAUUACAAGAUCGAAUUAUGGUUCACCUCCUAACACUGAAGCUCUUGACAUUGCAAAUUUGGUAUGUUCAACCGAGAUGCAGAAGCAUGACAAAACAUCAAAUGGCCACUGUACAGUACACACAAUCUAUUUGUUCUUUAUUGGGUCCUUGUCGCCGAGUUCUCUGGUUUAGUGCGUUAUCAACGCGUGUCUCUUAAGUUUAUUAAGUUAACAAAUGUGUAUCAUAAAUCUCUAGAAAUGUUCAUGGAAUAUGUGGCAGUAUACAAGAACCAGCUACCAACGAAAUACAUGGAACCUAUCUCAGCGGGUACAGAGAAAUUAUAGUCAGUGUGAUGUAUACCCUAAGUUAAACAGAACUCUAGGUUUAGGUAUCAGCGUUUUUUUCCAUCGCUGAUUGCUUUUGCAGGUUAAGCCAACUUAAAGUGUAUAUAUUUACAGCCGGAGGUGACUUUGUUUGUGAAGAUUUUGCUGACCUGUUAAAAGAGGACGGACCAACAAAAUGGCAGAUUAUAAGGAAACGAGGAACCUGAGGUUCAAGUACCGCAGCCUGUUGAUCGGGGUGGUGGCAAGCGGAGCCGUGCUGGCCAUAGUCAUCGGACUCGCCGUCGGCUUGACAAUACAACGAUGCAACGAGCGCAAAGAGGAAACCGUCAAGGUGGGUCUGCUGUUUCGGAGCGACGUCCAGUCAGCGGAGGCCAUGAAGGAAGCAGCGAUGUUGGCCGUGGAUGACAUCCGUGCCCAUCGGGAGAAGGUACCGUCAGCUGCGGGCAUCCAGGUCCACACCGGGGACUACGAUGGAUCUCCAGACGGGGCUCUGCAAACUUUCCGCCGCCUGUACAGCCAGCAGGGCGUGCGUCUCUUCGUGGGUCCCGACACCAGCAGACACGCGGUCCAUGUGGCGGAGUGGGCGAUGGUGAACGCACCGGACGCGGUCUUCAUUUCUCCACGAGCAACAUCCGAACGACUGACCAACGCCACGAACACCAUACGACUCAGCAUGGGCGACCAUGCUCUUGCUCUGGCCUUGUACCUCAAAAUGCAAAGUAGCAGCGUUUCCGUCGUCAUCCCGGUACACAUCGAGGACAUCUACUCUACGGACCUGGUGCAGAGGAUUCGCGACCUGGCAGACGAUCUGGUGAAUGACAUCACAGUCAGUACCAGUAUCAGCUACGCACCGGGGACAAUCACCAACAAGGAAGAAGCCCGGAGGCUGACUGAACAACUUCGCGACGCCCUCAGGGACAACCCAGAUGCAGUCGUCCUCCUUGUGUCGUAUUCUGAAGCCCAGUUUAUUCUGGAAGCAGCCAAUGGUGACAGCACCCUGUUGGGCCGCAUGUGGUACACCGGGGACUCCUUGGCUCUCCGAGAGGACAUUCUGCGUUCUGAUGACGCAAAGCAGUCUGCACAAACGGUAGGCUUGUACGGACUGGCCUACGCAGGGGAGGGGCUUCACAGCAAACGGAGGAUGCGCAAGAUGCAGAAGCUUGCUGAUCGUCUGAAACGCUCGCCUUCCGUGUUUGCCCCGCUGGCCUAUGAUGCCGUCAACCUGAUUUACGACACCUGUCAGGUAACCCGGACAACCGAUGCUCAGGUGGUUCUUGCACACCGGCUUACCCGCGAGGCAGAAUGGCAGAACGGACUGUCCGGCAGGCUGGCAAUCGACUCUACAAGGGGGCGCGCGUUCGGAGAUUUCCUGCACUCGUUCGUCGCUCCACAGAUUCCAGACACAGGCAAGGUCACCGUCGCCAUGACAGGGUCCUGGAUUCUGGACGGACUGUCGCAGGUACAUGCUGACCUGGAUGAUGAGUCUGACCAGCAAGGCGGCGGAAGGCGUGGCACGGAGGUAGCGACCUCUGACCUGAUGUCCAUGUCCACUGUGAUGUCCGCUGCCAAAUCGUCUGCCUCGCUCUUCAACAAGUCUGAUGUCAUGGCGCUGAAAGCAUUGGCUGGAAACGACUGUCGCAACUCGAAGUUCUCCAUCACUGCCACGGAUCCAGCAACAUACAUGCAGGUGCAGCAUGACUUCACGGACGCCACAUUCCCGGAGAUGUUCAUAGUUUCGACUGCCUACGGCUACAGUCUGCAGAUGAGCUGUGAGAAGCCGGAAGGGCCCGUCGUGCUGGACGUCCUCUGCCCGCCAAGCAUCAAUCCUAGAGACGAAAUGACCUGUGUACAUACCAUCACCUAUCCUGUUACUGAUCAGCGUGGCCGUCGCCGCCUGCUGUCGAGCUCGGGCAGUGCAGGUGCUAUCGCAGCGUGUGCAGGCAGCACUGUUGGAUGUGGCCUUUGCACUGUGAUCAGUGAGGGUGCAUGUGGCCCGGCUUGUGCUGUGGGUGUUUCAAGCGCCCGUGGCAGCGCUGCUGGUAGCAGCACGAUCAUCUGCACUGAGCUUUUUGCCCAAGGCCAUCUGGAUGCGCAGACGUACCUGGCUGAUGCCGCCUUUGGUCGCCAGCUGGCUGCCGAGUCCCCACACGUGAUGGAAGGGUACCACACCCUGGCCACCCCCAUCGUCUGGCUCAUGCAGCGAUCGGACACUGCAACAGACAUCGUCAAGACCUUUGCCCUACCCUGGGCCCGACACAUGAGCUACCUACAGGACAUGGCGGAUGAAGGGGACGAGUUCGGGGCCGUUGUCAUGGAGAUAGGGAUGACCCUGAGUGGUGCAGUGGGGAGGGUCACACAGGGGACCAGGGCUGUCAUGGCGCUUGGUGAUGUCAUCCUUAUCCCUGUCCUCAUCGCCAUGGUUACCAUUGUGGCAUGUCUUGCUAUGCGCAAGAACAACGAUGGCAUGAAAUGAUUACAGAACCUUGUGGUCUGUUCAAGCGGACUUGAAUUAAGAUUUGAUUCCUUUCUGUCACCAGCCUAUGUAGUAACUGCAUUUUCCUGCUAAUGCUAAUUUUCUUCUGGUGACAUAAUUUGCAUCAGUUUGAAAGGAAACUUAUGGUAGUAGAAUUUUUAUAACCUUUAUAUACACCUGAUUCACAGUAUAACAUCAGAGUGUUUUCAGGUAACCCCUUAACUAAGAUAUAAUUCUUUUCUGUAUGUAGUAUCUGUAUUUUUCUGCUAAUGCUCUCAUCAUAUAUUUAGAUAAUCCAGAUACUAUUAGAUUUAGAUACAUAGAUAAAGCAGUUAUAUAAUGUUUCUCUGGUGACAAAGCUUGUAUUAGUUUCAGUUUGGAAAGAAACGUUAUAAGCGUAGAACUAUCUGAUUUUCCAUGCAAAUGCUAUCAUUAUAUGCUUAGAUAAUCUACAAAGAUGUAGCAGCUAUUCCUCUGGUGACAGACUUGUCGUAGUUUUAGUUUUAAGGACAUUUUUAACCUGGACAAGUUUCUUCUUAACUAUAUUGUUGAAUUUUGUAAGUCAUAUCAGCCGUAAUCAUUUGUUAUUCCAUAGUUGCAUGAAAAUCAGACCCUAUGGCAGUAGAAUGUUUAACCAUAUGUAGCGAUUAACAGGUGAUACUCAAUACAGUCUUAAGUAGCAAAGCCUGCAUAGACACAGCUAUAAAGGCAUUAGGGAAUUUUAUGUCUUUUGAUAUUGAUACUGCAGCCAUAGUAUGAAUGUAAUUACCUAUUACAUGACUUGUAAUACAUGUUACCUGUAAACAGGUCUGUCAAUUCAGCCUGAUAGCCGAAAGACUGUAUCAAAAAGUUAAUAAGGAUAAGGAGGUCCAGAUGUGACAAACUGUAUCCCUUGUUUGGACAUGACUAUUGAGUGACUAAGUUCGGUCAUCACAUUUGUAAUGAUGUUUCCACCCUGUAAUGCCAUCAAAUACCUAUCACGUAGAUCUGUGGCAGCUGUUUUCUAUCUAGUUGGUGUUUAAGAAUAAAAGUUUGCAGUGGUUUGGUGUUA
Molecule: messenger RNA, 3873 nt
Organism: Branchiostoma floridae (Florida lancelet)
Lineage: Eukaryota; Metazoa; Chordata; Leptocardii; Amphioxiformes; Branchiostomatidae
Exons: 8
Coding region: 525-2822 (765 amino acids)
Source: RefSeq, a predicted model, not a curated record